UGAAUGCAGAAGAUUCUGUUUUCUCGCCGGAGAUACGCCAGUUAGGGUUUCUGCAGGCUCUCCGGGGAACUGCGGAAGGUAGAGGAAAGAAGAUGGCUUACGUAGCAUUGAAGAAGAAUUACAAGUGCGUUCAGUCCCUGCAGCAAUUCUAUUCCGGAGGUCCUUACGCUGUCUCCUCCGACGGGUCUUUCCUCGUCUGCGCCUGCGAUGAAACCAUAAAAAUCGUCGAUGCUUCGAAUGCGUCGAUAAAGUCUACAAUCGAGGGCGACUCGGAGCCGGUCACGGCUCUCGCUCUCAGCCCUAACAACAGCCUGCUCUUCUCGGCCAGUCACAGCCGCCAGAUUCGAGUCUGGGACCUCUCUACCCUAAAAUGUCUUCGUUCCUGGAAGGCACAUGAGGGACCUGUGAUGGGAUUAGCUUGCGAUGCUUCGGGCGGGCUGCUGGCAACAGCAGGGGCGGAUAGGAAAGUGCAAGUGUGGGAUGUGGAUGGAGGAUUCUGUACUCACUAUUUCAAAGGCCACAAAGGAGUUGUGACUAGCAUUAUGUUUCAUCCUGACCCAAAUCGUCUAAUUCUUUUCACUGGGAGUGAUGAUUCCACAGUUCGAGUCUGGGAUCUAACAAGCAAGAAGUGUUUGGCUACACUAGAAAAACACCAAUCAACGGUCACUUCUGUCGCAGUAUCUGAAGAUGGAUGGACCUUGAUUAGUGCAGGGAGGGAUAAGGUUGUGAAUUUGUGGAAUUUGCAUGACUUUAGCUGCAUGAUCACAAUCCCAACAUUUGAGGCAGUAGAAGCUGUGUGCAUAAUUGGGUCUGGCUCUUGCUUCAAUGCAUGCAUUGCUUCUUCUUCGGAUCAACAUGGAAAGAAGAGAAAUGACAUACCAUCAAUUAAUUUUAUCACAGUUGGUGAACGAGGGGUGGUGAGGAUAUGGAAGUCAGAUAGAGCUCUUUGUAUUUUCGAGCAAAAACAGUCUGAUGUUACUGUCACUUCUGAAAGAGAAGAUACCCAAAGAGGGUUUAUUUCUGCUGUCAUUUUGCCAACAAGUCAAGAGUUGCUUUGUGCCACAGCUGAUCAGCAGUUUCUUAUUUAUUCUCCCAAGGAAUCUGAUGGUAUACUAGGAUUAGUUCUGUCGAAAAGGCUUGUUGGAUACAAUGAAGAGAUUGCAGAUAUGAAAUUUUUAGGGGAGGAUGAACAGUUCCUUGCUGUUGCCACAAGUGUUGAGCAGGUCCGAGUGUAUGAUCUUACAACAAUGUCAUGUGCCUAUGUGUUGGCUGGUCACACUGAAAUCGUUCUGUGCCUUGAUACCUGUGUAUCAACUGCUGGAAGAACACUAAUUGUUACUGGGAGCAAGGACAACAGUGUUAGGUUGUGGGAUUCCCAGACCAAACAUUGCAUUGGAGUCGGUGCAGGGCAUUUGGGAGCUGUUGGUGCUGUUGCUUUUUCAAAGAAACAUCAUAACUUCUUUGUGAGUGGUAGUAGUGAUCGUACAUUGAAAGUAUGGAGUCUAGAUGGUCUCCUGAAUGACACUGAAGAAGUUUUUAAUUUGAAAGCAAAAGCAGUUGUAGCAGCACAUGACAAGGAUAUUAACUCUCUGGCAGUUGCACCGAAUGAUAGUCUUGUUUGUAGUGGUUCUCAGGACCGCACUGCUUGCAUUUGGAGGCUUCCAGAUCUAGUGUCUGUGGUCACACUCAGGGGGCAUAAAAGAGGGAUUUGGUCUGUGGAGUUUUCUCCAGUUGAUCAAUGUGUGAUUACGGCAUCUGGAGAUAAGACCAUAAAGAUAUGGGCUAUAUCUGAUGGUUCGUGUUUGAAAACAUUUGAAGGGCACACAUCAAGUGUAAUUCGAGCAUCAUUUGUUACACGCGGCACUCAGUUUGUUUCUUGUGGUGCUGAUGGUUUAGUGAAGCUGUGGACAGUCAAGACCAACGAGUGUCUUGCAACAUAUGACCAACAUGAAGACAAGAUUUGGGCUUUAGCUAUUGGGAAGAAGACAGAAAUGCUUGCAACUGGUGGCAGUGAUGCAGUUAUCAAUUUAUGGCAUGACUCCACAGCUUCAGAUAAAGAGGAAGCUUUUCGUAAAGAAGAGGAAGGUGUUUUGAGAGGACAGGAGCUAGAGAAUGCUGUAUUCGAUGAAGAUUACACUAGAGCAAUCCAGAUUGCUUUUGAGCUUCGCAGACCUCAUAAGCUUUUUGAGCUAUUUGGUCAACUCUGCAGAAUGGAAGAGCCUAGAGUUCACUUGGGGAAAGUUUUGCAUGCUUUUGGCAAGGAAGAAAUUUGCUUGCUUUUGGAAUAUAUCCGAGAAUGGAAUACAAAACCAAAAUUCUGUCAUAUAGCACAGUUUGCUCUUUCUACAGUAUUCACCAUGCUUCCACCAACAGAGAUUAUCGAGAUAAAAGGUAUAGGAGAGUUGCUCGAAGGCAUUAUGCCGUAUUCACAGAGGCAUUUCAGCAGGAUAGAUAGGUUGGAAAGAAGCGCUUACCUAUUGGACUAUACUCUAACAAGCAUGUCGGUCAUUGAACCUGAAGUCCGUGCUGGUGGCUUAACAUGGAAAUCGGAAGAAAAAGAUGCUAGAGACACUGUUGAAGCAGCAGAUGAUGGCUUAACAUGGAAAUUGGAAGAAAAAGAUGCUAGAGACACUGUUGAAGCAGCAGAUGAAGGGCAACUAGGAGAAGGUGAUUUAACAGAGCAAGAGGCCAAUCAGGAAGAGAUUAAAACCAAGAUCUCUUCAAAGAAAAAGAAAUCACACAAGUUGAGAGACAUUGAACCAUCAGAAGGAGAUUUAACCGAGCAAGAGCCAAAUCAGGAGUUGACAACCAAGGUGUCUUCAAAGAAAAGGAAAUCACACAAGUCGAGAGACAUUGAACCAUCAGAAGGUGAUUUAACCGAGCAAGAGCCAAAUCAGGAGUUGACAACCAAGGUCUCUUCAAAGAAAAGGAAAUCACACAAGUCAAGAGACAUUGUACCAUUAGAAAGUGAUUUAACAGAACAAGAGCCGAACCAGGAGGAGCUGAAAACUAAGACCUCUUCAAAGAAAAGGAAAUCGCACAAGUCGAAACACUGAACCAUUAAGAGGCGAUUUAACAGAGCAAGAGCUGAACUGGGAGGAGUAGAAAACAAAGACCUUUUCGAUGAAAAGGAACUCAUAGAAGAAGUUGAAUGGCAAAUUGGCAAGAAAGCAUAGGGAGAGAGUAAGUUGUUGGGUUCAUCUUUAGCCUUCUGUCUCAUGUAAUUAUCAAAUUUUGUCAUGAAUCAUGAGUGAACACAUAACCCCCAUUGAGACUUCUCACGCAAGGCCAGGUAAAGUUGCAUGCCGUACUCAUGUGAUAUGGCCUUGUGAUGUUAGUAUUUGGGUUUGUUACACAUUUAAAUUCUAUUACAUGUCAGUUAUACAAGAAGAUAAACUAAAAUGAGCA
Messenger RNA from Ipomoea triloba (trilobed morning glory), 3408 nucleotides. Its product is annotated as transducin beta-like protein 3. Gene Ontology annotation, biological process: endonucleolytic cleavage to generate mature 5'-end of SSU-rRNA from (SSU-rRNA, 5.8S rRNA, LSU-rRNA); endonucleolytic cleavage in 5'-ETS of tricistronic rRNA transcript (SSU-rRNA, 5.8S rRNA, LSU-rRNA). The coding region runs from base 93 to 3056 and encodes 987 amino acids. The record is from RefSeq and is a predicted model, not a curated record. The transcript has 14 exons. Gene Ontology annotation, molecular function: U3 snoRNA binding; protein binding. Gene Ontology annotation, cellular component: nucleolus; small-subunit processome; 90S preribosome. Lineage: Eukaryota; Viridiplantae; Streptophyta; Magnoliopsida; Solanales; Convolvulaceae.